UAUGCUCUUGACUUCCUCGGCGACAACCGCCGCCGUGCACCGCCACCACCCCGGGGCUGACUUCUCUCCCGUCCAAUCAUUUAAUGGGUAAUCAAAUCGCUUGCUUAAAGCCCAAACCCAAAGAUCCCGGCCGCGAGCCAAAGAAAAAGAAGACCAGAGAACGCCGCCCGAACCCGUACGCGGCUUCCCCUGCUCCGCCGCCGCCGCCAGUUCGGGUUCUGACGGAUCCCAACCCGAAUACCCGAAUUUCCGAGAAGUAUAUUCUGGGCCGGGAACUGGGUCAGGGCGAAUUCGGGAUCACCUACCUCUGCACAGACCGCGAGACCCGGGAGAAGCUGGCCUGCAAGACGAUCUCGAAGAGGAAGCUCCGGACGGCGGUGGACGUGGAGGACGUCCGGCGGGAGGCGGCGAUAAUGGCGAGCCUCCCGGACGACCACCCGAACAUCGUGAAGCUCCGGGGGACGUACGAGGACGACGAGGCGGUCCACUUGGUGAUGGAGCUCUGCGAGGGCGGCGAGCUGUUCGAUCGGAUCGUGGCGCGUGGGCAUUACAGCGAAAGAGCCGCCGCCGCACUCGCCAAGACGGUGGCGGAGGUGGUGCUUGUGUGUCACGCCCACGGCGUCGUGCAUCGGGACUUGAAGCCGGAGAAUUUCUUGUUCGCUAAUAAGAAGGAAAACUCUGUUCUCAAAGCUAUUGAUUUUGGGCUCUCGGUGUUUUUCAAGCCUGGAGAGAGGUUUACAGAAAUUGUGGGGAGUCCAUAUUAUAUGGCCCCUGAGGUUUUGAAGAGGAAUUAUGGACAAGAAGUUGAUAUUUGGAGUGCUGGAGUUAUCAUUUACAUUUUGAUUUGUGGAGCCCCUCCUUUUUGGGCAGAAACAGAACAAGGUGUUGCUCUUGCAAUAUUGAGGGGAGUGAUUGAUUUCAAGAGGGAACCAUGGCCUCAAGUCUCCGAGGGUGCAAGAAAUCUCGUAAGACAGAUGCUUGAACCCGACCCUAGAAAGCGUUUGACCGCCCAACAAGUACUCGACCACCCUUGGAUACAAAAUUCCAAAAAAGCCCCAAAUGCUCCUUUGGGUGAUAUAGUCCGGACACGUCUCAAGCAAUUCUCCCUAAUGAAUAAGUUCAAAAAGAAAGCACUCCUGGUAAUUGCAGAACACCUAGCCAUUGAUGAGGUAGAAGUGAUCAGAGAAAUGUUCACAUUGGUAGACACAGAUGGUGAUGGGAAAGUGACAUAUGAAGAACUUAAAGCUGGCCUGCAAAAAGUUGGUUCCCAAUUGGCAGAACCAGAGAUUAAAUUACUCAUGGAUGUGGCGGACGUGGACGGAAACGGGCUCCUUGGUUACGGGGAAUUCGUGGCGGUGAUCAUGCACCUGCACAAAAUGGAGAACGAUGAACACCUUCAUAGAGCAUUCUUGUUUUUUGAUAGUGAUGGAAAUGGUUAUAUUGAUCUCCGUGAGCUCGGGGAAGCUUUGGCUGACGACGAUUCUGGCGAGUGUGACAUCGCCGUCCUCAACGACAUCAUGCGCGAAGUUGAUUCCGAUAAGGAUGGGAAGAUUAGCUAUGAGGAUUUUGUUGGGAUGAUGAAAGCUGGAACCGAUUGGAGAAAGGCGUCGCGACAAUACUCGAGAGAAAGGUUUAAAAGCCUCAGUUUGAAUCUCAUGAAGGAUGGCUCACUCCAGCUUCAAGGCGGGUUAACUCGGGAAUCGGUUGUGGUUUGAAGUUUGAAUUGAAGCCAUUUUUUGUUAUAAAAAAAGCAAAAAUUUAUGCCCAAUCCAUAGGGUCCUUGAAUACUAAUUAGAUAGCUAUAUGGAAUGAGGUAAAUUAAGUUUCUAUUACUUUUUUCGUCCCACAAAAUUUUUCUAAUUUUGAUUUUUAAAAGAUUUAAGGAGAAUGUAUUUUGUUAUUAACAUUCUAAAAAUGCCCUUUGAUGUGAUGAGUAAAAAUGGGAUAUUAUA
Cuscuta campestris is the source of this 1952-nucleotide messenger RNA. Lineage: Eukaryota; Viridiplantae; Streptophyta; Magnoliopsida; Solanales; Convolvulaceae. The record is from the annotation of a GenBank genome assembly.